AUGAUGACAAGCAAGCCUUGGCAGGUUUGCUGCAAUGCUUUGAUGGCAGCUCUUUCCAGAGGUAACCAAUGGCAACGGGCUGCAAGUUUGAUGGUGGACUUUCAGCAAAUGUCCGUGCAGCCAGCGCUUCAAGCCGUCACUGCUGUGGCAUCUGCCUGUGGAAAAGCUUCAACUUCACCAGACUCCAAGGGCUUCUGCGUUGCAAUCGAUGCUUGCGGCAGAGGUGCCGCUUGGCAUGCGGCACUUGCAUUCUUUGCCACGGCUCGCGUCCGGCUGGAUUUGGCGAUGGUGAAUGCAAUGGGGAGGGGCUCGCAUUGGAAUCAGGCAUUGCGCUUAUUCAGCACUGAUUUUCCUCAAUCUCCAGCUUCGAUUGGCGCCCUCAUGUCUUGUCUAGCUAGCUCUACAGAGUGGGAGAAGUGCUUGGACCUGCUCCUGACUUCCUCGCUUCCGGAUGCACCUGCCAUUUCGUCGACCAUUCUUGCGUGUGAGCAGGGCAGUGCCUGGGCUACAGCAAUGCUUUUGGUUGAUGACGCAGCUCGGAUGCUGGUUCUGAAUCUGGACAGUACCGCGCUAUUGGCGCCUGUGAGGAGUGCUCUGCACUUGCAUCAGGCUAGACACGGUCCAGUCUUGUCGCAGCGAUCUGCUGUUGCAGCUGUUGUGCAAGGCUCCAUCCUUGCUAGUGACCUAGCACUUGCUGAGCAGGAAUCAGCCUUGACUUUGCUGCUGCACGUGGAAGCCGCCUCGCAAGGAGCGGCCGUUUGCCGAGCAUUUAGUCGCAAGGUUACGAAGACAGUCCGACAGCAUCUGGCUAUUCCGAGCAAGAUGGGACCAGCGUUAGGCCUCAUGCUUGGCAUCCUUGCUGAUCUGGGACCGGUCCUGUCACGUGACGUCUUGUGCACAGCCCAUCCCCCAACAGCUGCCAUCUCAUGGAGGCCGUCCGCCGCUGCCGCUGUUGCCAAGAGCUUUGCAGUUGAACCAAUGCCGUUGCCCUCGCGGCCUCUGGCACGUCGGUUGCGUAUCUGGCUCGCGGCAGGGCUGCUCAUUCGCAACACCAGCCUUGACAUGCAUGAAGUGCUGAUGACGAAUUAG
Messenger RNA from Symbiodinium pilosum, 1089 nucleotides. The record is from the annotation of a GenBank genome assembly. NCBI's taxonomy places the organism in Eukaryota, Dinophyceae, Suessiales, Symbiodiniaceae.